Molecule: messenger RNA, 1941 nt
Organism: Mycotypha africana
Lineage: Eukaryota; Fungi; Mucoromycota; Mucoromycetes; Mucorales; Mycotyphaceae
Exons: 4
Coding region: 266-1741 (491 amino acids)
Molecular function (GO): protein binding
Source: RefSeq, a predicted model, not a curated record
CAAACAAUGAAUCUUUUUGGUCUAUAUUUAACAGUUUCGCGACAAUCGACUCACUUCACUUCCUGAAAGAUUUGAGAAGCUUCAAAAUCUUACAGCACUUUUUCUUCAAUAUAAUCAAUUUAAAGAGUUUCCUCGCAUUUUAUUCAAACUUCGACAACUCAAAGAAUUGAAUCUUUCCAACAACGAAAUAGAAGGUGAUGUUAAAGUGGAGAAUAUUCAGCUAGAGCAACUUGAUCUUAGUCACAAUAAAAUUAGCUAUUUUGAUAUGGCAGAAGAUAGUUGUAGUAGCUUGGUCAAACUCAAUCUCAGCGAUAAUCGACUUAAACAGUUACCGUCUAUACAUAUAAUGAAGCAUUGGUUGAAAUUGCAGGAGCUUUUAGUCAGUCAAAAUAAAUUGAGAAACCUUAUAUCAGUCGCGAAGAAUGAAACGCUUGAUUUACCGUCACUCGUUCGGCUCGAUGCAGGCAAUAACGUAAUAUCUAAGGUCAUUUCCAAGGACGAAGAAAGUGUAAUGGUAAAUGAAGAAAUCAAGGUGGUCAUGCUACCCAAACUUCUGGAACUUACGCUCAGUACCAAUAACAUCAAUGAGUCAGACGAAGGUCUCAGGAUAUUAUUCACCGGUGCCCCAGUUAUUCAGAUUUUAGAUUUGUCAUCGAAUCAAUUUGGAAUGAUCCCAGAUAUAAUCAUUGAUAAAUUAGAACAUUUGGAACGUUUGGAUAUACGAGGAAAUCAGUUACGCACCCUUCCUUAUGGUCUAGGAAAAUUGUUAAAUUUAAAGGUUAUUCAUUGUGAGAGAAAUCCUAUGCGUUCGUAUUCAUACAUGAGCCAAACGCAACUUAUUGAAUCUCUAAGAUGUAACUACCAAAAGCAAGUUGAAAAACUUGAAGAAGAUCAGCAACAACAACAACAACAGCAGCAGCAGCAGCAACAACAACAACAACAACAACAACAGAAGCAGCAACAAGAGCACAAUCAAGAACAGAAAGAAUCAUGCCUACAAGAAGCUACCGUUAAUGUUCGAACGAGGAAGCCAAAUGAUGGUGAAGACAAUGUAGAGCGCUCCUUAUUAGCAUCUGUCCCGGUCAACCCGAUUAGAAGAUUGGACUUUUCUCGUAAAGAGUUAUCGGAUAUUUCUGACAACUUAUUACAGUUUACCUAUGACCAAAUACCCGGAAUUAUACAGCUAGAUCAUAAUACCCUCACUGCAUUCCCCUUGAAUUUCAAUAACAUAUCCGAUUUCAUUGUUGAGCUUAAUCUUGAGCACAAUCGAAUCACUCAGUUCAGUUUAACAAUGAAGGGCCUCAGCUUUGCUAAUCUCAAAAAAAUCAAGCUGAAUAAUAACCGUCUGAAAAGUUUGGAUAGCAAUGAUACUAUAGCUAUUUCCUUUCCAAAGCUUUCAGAGCUAGAUCUUAGUUUCAACUCUCUUACUUCGCUUCCAGAGAACCUUUCAGGAAUGCUACCCUGUCUUAGAUCGCUCCAUAUCAGCUCCAAUAAGCUGGAUAACCUUACUGGGAAGCAUUUUGAUGCGUUCAAAACCCUUGAGGUGUUGAACCUCAGCAACAAUGACAUAGGAUAUCUCCCACCAGAGUUGUCAACUAUUCCUAACCUGAAAGAAUUAAUAGUAUAUGGAAAUAGAUUCAGAGUUCCUCGCCCUGCGGUUGUGGAUCAAGGAACACAAGCAGUACUGGAUUUUUUGAAAAGGCGUUAUUUGGCCUCUUUGAAUAACAACGAUACUGUGUAGCUGUAAAAUGAAAAUAUUACAAAAGUAGUAUGUAUAGAAUAUCUGUUACUCGCACCAACUAUACAUAUAAUAAAAGAUGUAAUAACUCUGAUAGUUUAGCAACCGAGAUAAAACCCACGCUCAUUACUGUAGACUAAUGCAACGUUUGUUUCCUAAUUCUAAAAAGUAUAUACAUCUUGCAGUUUUACGUUGGCUUUUCC